Molecule: messenger RNA, 736 nt
Organism: Carya illinoinensis
Lineage: Eukaryota; Viridiplantae; Streptophyta; Magnoliopsida; Fagales; Juglandaceae
Exons: 4
Coding region: 161-490 (109 amino acids)
Source: RefSeq, a predicted model, not a curated record
AUCCCGGGGAUUGAAAAUUGAAAUGUUCACGUUUUCUUUCACUGAUUUUUCUUCGAGAUUAUAGGCAAUUAAAUCUACGACCUCAUGACCCAAACGCCCCUGCCACUAACAAGCCAAAUCCUUGGAAAAAGAAGAGGUCAUACUGAUGGAUGAAGGGUGAAUGGUAACAUUACUUUAUCAUGGAACUAAUCGAAACUUCGCCCCACACGUGUGCUCGAUAUAUAUGCGGAAAUACGCACAAUUGCCGAUGGUUGUAGCUGCGAAAGACUGGUUUGUUCGCGAUUGCAGCAGAGACAGAUUCAAUCUAAAACUUGGCUUUGAAGGCUUUAGGGAUAGGGUCAUCGAAAACACUUUUGCCGAAGAGCAGUGCUAUUUUCAUGGUUCUACAAUUUAUCACUAUAGGAUGAAGCACUUCUCCAGCUUCCAUUCUAAUGCAUGGACAAUAUGCAGAAAUUCAAUAGCUGGCACACAUACAAAAGGGGAAAAAUAAGAGCAAAUGUGACCGUAAUUUUUCCAAAUUGUAAUUUAUUAUAAUUUUUUGCCAUUAUAAUGUAUAAGAAAACACAAUGGUAUCCCUGCUUAGAGGAAGCGUAUAUAAUUUGCCACUGUUUUUCUCCAAAAUUUUCAAUUAUUAUGUAAUAGAAUUUAAACAGACACAAAUGGCCACUAAUGGAUAUAUUAGAUUUGGCACUGUAUUUUUCUAGAUUUUAAAUUAUUAAAUAAUGGAAUUCAAGCA